GAUGAUCGCUAGGGAAAUGAAAACGUGAAAUUAAGGACUAAAAAAAUAGAUUAUAAUCCUUCAGGUUGCUUAUGAUGCAAUAGUGCCUUACGAUUUGCGUUUCCAUUCUUGACAGCCUUGUAUCUGCUUAUCGCUGUGUUCCUCUUUGCUUUUACUUAGUGCAAACGCAAUGCCACGAAAUCCCCGUGUUGUCGACAGCUCGCUGCAGGAAGAACGUUCAACAUCUUAUCAAGAAAACGGUGGAUUUUCUAACCCAUCCCCUUCGCCAACCUCAUCGGAUAAAGAAAACCGUGCUACUCGCCGCAAGAGAGGCCAGACGCAGACAAUGGCCUCUGGUGGACGUGCUUCGACGACGAAGCGGCAGCGGUUGGCAAACAGAACGUCGAACAUCCAGGCUAGUCAGUCUCAAAUACCUAUGUCGCAACAAGAAAUCGACACAAAGUACUACGACCCGGAUCAGGAUGAAAAUGAAAGAAGACGGAUUCGCAAAGGACUGCGCGACCUAACACGGGACCUACACGAUUCCCGCAAUGAAUACCUGCAGGCGGGGAACCACGGAAUUCGCGAUACCAUUUUUAAAGCGAAUGAAUUCUUCGAACACGUCAAGCAGACCUCCGAUGCCACGAUCGAUUCACGCCUUCUGGUCAGCGCCGCUGACCUGUCGCAUAAAAAGACCGCACAACUGUCUCUUGGCGAUGCCACUGCAGGUAUCGACGUGGAUGAGUUCGUUUCCAAAUGCAUCACAUUUAUGCGCAGGGGCCCGGAAGACCCGGCUGCACUCCCUAGCAGUACUCAGCGUCAUCGUCACCGCGCUUCCGGCAGAACACAAGCAGACCCUGAGGAUAGCGAUGAUGAAGGCGAAGGAAUGAACUGGGACUGGCUUGGACGUGCUGCCUGCUUCCGUCAUAAUGCUCGACCGUCGAUUUCUGGUUUUCUGCUGGGUCCGUUGUCCGUUCAAAAGCGCACUCGUCAGGUGACACAGCGGAGGGCAAGAGAGCGCAUCGAUCCCUCCCAGGCUGUUCGGCCACAGGAGCUCCAGGAAGAAGACCUUGACCAGCAAGAGACAUCGAACCUUACGACCAUGUGCAAAAACAUUAAUACUCUUCUCACGAAAACACAGCGUGAUGGUGAAGAAAAUGUGAACCGGGAACUAUCAUCACUCGAGGAAGAGCCUAGUGAGGAAAUGAUCCAGGACGCAAUGCAAAAGUACAAUGUCUCCGACGAUGGUGGCGUGCCACUUUUCCGCUUCUGCAUAAACCCAAAAUCAUUUGGACAGAGUGUGGAGAAUUUGUUCUAUCUGAGUUUCUUGGUCAGAGACGGCAUCGUUGGUUUAUCUAUGGAUAGCCGGGGUUUACCAACCUUACAAACCUCACAACCGUAUGUGCCGAGUGAAGCUCAGAAAAAAGGCGUUCAAAAGCACCAAGCCGUCUUCAGCCUCGACUUUGACACAUGGGAAAAUCUGGUGGACGCCUUUGGUAUUACUGAGUCCAUUAUCCCCCAUCGCAACGAAGAAGAACCACAGCGAAACAACAGACGGGGAUGGCACGGUUAGACGUCUUGCUUUGCUUUUAUUAAUUGUUUAUAUUCGAUUUCGGGUUUCAGGGUAGGGUUUUAGCUGGAUGAGUGUUUGGUUUCUCUGAUAGAUGCGAUACCCCUUUUGGUGUUUCGAAAUGUUUAGAGCAUUAUGGCUUUGAUUCUUUUUUGUAUGUAUGUAAUUAUUUUUGCCUGAUGUCUUAUGUCAAUACGGUGUAUCUGGCCAUGUUUGAAAUAAUGAAGCCUACCUAAUCAUGAUUAUGAACCGGAGUCCUGCACUGCCACUAUGGCUAUCCAGUCCAUCCGGUCAUAAAUGCUAUGUUAUGCAUGUUGCCCAAAUUAAGCUCAUAUCCGCGCGGAUAGAAAAUCCCCGUGUCCCGAG
Aspergillus wentii DTO 134E9 is the source of this 1915-nucleotide messenger RNA. RefSeq names its product non-structural maintenance of chromosomes element 4 family protein. The record is from RefSeq and is a predicted model, not a curated record. NCBI's taxonomy places the organism in Eukaryota, Fungi, Ascomycota, Eurotiomycetes, Eurotiales, Aspergillaceae. Gene Ontology annotation, cellular component: nucleus; Smc5-Smc6 complex. Bases 170 to 1552 code for a protein of 460 amino acids. Gene Ontology annotation, biological process: DNA repair. The transcript has 3 exons.